AUGCAUCUGUUUCGAACCACACGAUCAAUUAUACGCUAUUUGAGGAACAUAAUUGAUGCACUGCGAAAUUUAUUCUGCCGACGGAGUGAAGUAAAGGGAGAGGUUCCUCGAGGCUUGGCUAUUGAACGCCAAGCUCGUGAAGUGGAAACUGUACUGGAUGCUGUAAGGGCGUUGACACACUCAGCAAGUCGGAAAUACCAAAAUGAGGUUUGGGCUCGAACUCUUAGCUUCCUUCUGAAUUCGGCAGAUUUAUUGUUAGCAGAUCCUCUUUCUCCUGAGGAAAUGGGUAUGAGAGUAGGCUCCCGAGUGGUAGAUACUCUUUUUGAUUUAUGGUUCCAUGCCGUUCUAAAUGAGGAAAUACCUUCACCAACAUAUUGGCGAACACUGGCAGCUCUUUGUCGCCGAUGG
Messenger RNA from Cylicostephanus goldi, 408 nucleotides. NCBI's taxonomy places the organism in Eukaryota, Metazoa, Nematoda, Chromadorea, Rhabditida, Strongylidae. The record is from the annotation of a GenBank genome assembly.